AUGGAUACCUUGAACAUAUAUAAAAGCACCGAGAGUGUUGAAAUUUAUGACACGGUAGACUCUUUGGAUACAUGUGUUGCGGCCGAUUAUUCACUUGUUGAACAAACAAUUGAAGUUGAAAUGAGUUUGGAAGCUUUGAGUAGUAUAUUAACAAAUAAUGAAGAGUGGCAAGUGAAUGGAACUGUUCCCUUCAUGAUAAGUAGUCAUGCGUUAGAGAUGCUUUUACAUUAUUUACCUACUCUAGAAGAUUCUGCCAAAAAACAGCUCAUAGAACGUUUAAAGUGUUUUGCGGAAUAUUCUGAUAUGAAUAAAUGGGUGAUGUUUAAAGCGAAUACCAUUAGUAGACUUUUGAAAGGCAUUAUCUGGAAAUCAUGGCAAAGUAAUGAUGUUGCAGAAUUAACUAUGAGACUUUUGGAAAUCAUUUGUUCCUACUCCGUGAAAGUUUCCGAUGUGAAGUUAAUAUUGAAUAUGAUUUGUAACAAAUAUGAAGGAGAUAUAUCUUACCAAGGAGAUUCGGCUUGGUAUCAAGGUGCAUUGGUGAAAUUAUUAUAUUCAAUUUCACAAAAACAGAGCACAUUAAAUUUCUUUUAUCUGAAAGGAAUCGAUUCAGGAAUAGAGUUAUCACCGAUAGAAAAAUUUCCAACAAAUGGUUAUUCCUUGUUCACUUGGAUUAAGUUGGAUGCGGCACCAUCACCAAAGGAACAUACCGGUUUUGGGGAUUUUUCUCCGAGACUUUUUUCUUUCUUUACAGAAAAUGGCGAUGGGAUAGAAGCUUAUUUCGAGAACAAUGAACUUUGCUUCUCCUGUAAAAAAGGACGGGUUGUCUCUACCGCCGUUAUGAAUAAUUUAAAGUUCACUCAAAGAAGAUGGUAUUUUAUAGUUAUAACUCAUAGCACUUCAAAACGCGGAUGGACUUCAACUCCAGCAGAAAUAAGUGUGGUCGUUGAUGGUAAUAUUACAUUCAAGUCUCGUUUAGAAUAUCCGACCGAGUUUUAUUCACGUUCGUUCAAAUAUUGCGCAAUUGGUGCAUCCGUGUUUGUAAAUUCCUCAAAUUCUGACGAUGAAACUACGCACAUGAAUGCUUCGAUGUCAACGAGUAGGUUUUAUAAUUGUUUACGUGGACAAAUUACAACUUUAUACAUGAUAGCCGACGUUCUUACAAAGGAGCAAAUUAAUGAUCUUUAUGCUCUCGGGCCGAAUCAUGCUUCUCAAUUUCAUCCUUAUCAAGCAAACAAAACAUUAUUGAAAAGUAACCUAUUUGAUGGAAUUACGUUUUACCAAAAGAUCCUUUUCAUCUUUCAUGUGAAAGCGUCAGAAGAUAAAAAAUGUUUUAAUUUAGCUCCUCGUGCUUCAUCAUCUCAAGAGCCAAUUGCAGCUACUUUACUUGGCAUAGAAAAAUGCUCAACUCUUAGUCUUCAAAAUGCAAUACAUUGCCUAGGUGAUGUUGAAAUUCUUUUCCCAAUGAUUAUGAGAUUUGAUGACUUGGAUUCAGUAAAUUUGCAAGCACCAUUUGGGUCACAAGAUGAUUUCUUCGAUUCCGAAGGACCAUGCAAGUCUUUCUUUGCUCUUUUAUCGUCGUUGCUUCAAAAUAAUCUAAGGAGUCAGUCUCAUGUUUUCAAAUCCCGUGGGAUUAAGGUCAUUAGUCUCUUACUUCAACAAGUAGGCCCUCGACAUUUUUCAAUAUCAGCCUUCAAAAGUAUGAUGGCAUUAGCAGGCACCUUAUCAUCUAAUGAGGCGCUUUCGCGUGAAGUUUAUUGGAAUCUUCUUUUUGAAUUUCGAUUAUGGAUGUAUACUUCUAUUGAAAUUCAAGACUAUUGUAUUGAUUUUUUGAAAAGUUUUGUUGAUGCAAGGAAACAAAUGUGUAGAAAAUUGUUUGGCAUUCAAUUUUUCUUGGAUGUUUUACAAAAUAUCUAUUGGUAUAAACAAGGAGAAUAUUCUGCUUCGCAUAGGCAUACAACAGCAGGAGUUACAAGACCUAAGCCAUCACAACUCAAGGAGCUCCGAGGGAAGGUGAUCUCUAUCAUUCAUUCCUAUUUUAAGGAUAGCAUCACAAAGGACGAGGCACUAUUUUUGUUUAGGAAUAUUUUAUAUUGCGAGGAUGAUACUCAUGUGCACGAGAUAUUGACGUUACUCUUGGAUUUAUUGCAAACAAAUAAGGAAAUGAUCGAUAUCUUUGUUUCUUAUGGAGGAUUCGAAAUUAUAUGUGAACUUUUGAAACGACGUGAUGAAAAUGUUCGUAUUGAUUGUAUCAAGAUCGUAACCUUUCUAAUAACCAAUCCCUCAACGCCGAUAAGCUUUGUCAAAAAAUUACGUUUUGAAGAUAAGGAACCUGCUAACCUGAUAAAAUUAAUGCAUAAUGCACCAAUGACUAUCGAUGUUUAUCAUGCUUUAUUAUUCUGGUCAUUAGAGCAUUAUAGCGAUACUUUUGAAUUUGUGGAUAAAAACGACAAUGAAAUUUCUCUAUUAGUUUUGCCCAAAAUAAAAAACUUUCGGAUAAUUCUUGUUAUAUUGGCACUUUUAGAUUCAGAAGGAACGAAAAGAAUUGUCCAAUGUAGAAUUCUUGAAAAUUUAAUUGGAAUGUUCAAGCAAAACAUUUCGUUUUGUACUGAACUCUAUAAAUUUUGGUUUUGGCAACGUUACCUUAUUCGCCUUGUACCGGUUUAUGGAGGUCAAGAUGGAAUGCUUGCAGAACGAGACAAUAAAGAAACUGCUGAUUGGGCUUUAGAGUUCAUUGCAAUUGUUGUAUGGAAUUUAUUUGAAAUUGAUAAAAAUGCUUAUAGAACUGUAGAGGAAACUAUUAUUUCUAUUUGGACUAGUGGUCGUCAAGAUUGUUUAGAAAGCAUUCGUUCUUUACUUACUCAUAUGCUUUCGCUUGCAUCACAAGAAAUCAAAGCUUCAUUUAGCGCUUCGUUUUCUAUCACGAAAUUGCAAAAUGUGAUGCACUUGUUGACUCUAUCAGAAGAAAUCCUUUUUAAUCACAAAGAUCUGGUACAAGCUGUUGUUCAAAAAAACUCUUCCCGAUCCGUAGGAAAUUAUUCGACCUCAAGUAAUUCUUCUGUAUAUGAGGUUAUAGAUUCUUUAGAUAAAACAGGCAAUUGGAGAUUAGACUUACCAUCUAAGAGGGAAAUUCAACCUGGUGAAAUUUGUAGAAUGGUUUUAAGAACUUUAAUUGCUGGUAUUUCUGCCCCGGAUAGUGAGCUGCGUAAAAAAUCUUUAGACCAGUUGAUGGGAUUCGUUGAAAGACAUAUAAAAAUUAAUUCCGUGAAUUCAAAGACCGGAAGAAGGGAAUCAUCAGAUGAUGUUUAUUGUAUUGAUAGUGGUAUUUUUCAGCAACAUAUUCUUAUGUUAUUGGGAGAAAUGCACGAAGCUUUCAUUACCUCACAAGUGACAAAUGGUUCAUACGAUGAAAAAAUAUUGUUUGCUUAUUAUUUUGUAAUACAUAAAUGUAAACACUAUUUGGUUCAUCUUCGUGAAAAUGGAUCAUUUAAUGAAACAUUUGACUCAUUAUGGGUUGGGAAAGAUUUCAGCAGCCAUGUUUUUGUACAGUUUGCCACAUCUCGAAAUUGGAUAUCAAUACAUGACAAAUAUAUAGUACCCGCGAUGAAAGCUGCAAAUGAAGAUGAAUUUACAAUGGUGCGAAGGAUGGUAGAACGAUUUUCGAAGAAGGUCAACCAUUUUUUAAAUCGUUCCAAGAAAGAAGACUUAUUAUCCGUCAAAUCAGAAGAAGCUUUUGACAUUGAAGUGGUUCCAAUUGUCAAGUCUUAUAAGGACGAGGAGUCAAAUCGACUGACAAGUAUUCAGGCUGAUAAGAAGAAUGAUGAUAUUCGAACUUCUAGGAAAUGGUUGUCAAAGUUUCAUGAAUUGACACAAGAGCGCGGUGUUUGGUCUUUAGUACGUCAAAACGAUAUACAUUGGAAACUUGAUAGGAAAGAAAAUUAUUCAAGAAUGCGAAGGAAAUUAACCAUAAAUUAUGAUUAUGAUGCUCAUCGUGAAGCAAGUGCAAAGAGAGACAAGACCCCUAUUGUCAAUUCUGCAAACAAGGCAAAGAAUGUGAACAUUCAAAGAAUUAAGAAAGCUAAUGUAGAUAGUUGUAAUAACUCGACUCCCAUAUUAAAUGCAGUAGAACCAUGGACAGAUGGAUGGGGAUUCAGUGGAUCUUCUUUAGUGUCGGAAUCUGAAAGUCUUGCCUCAUCUGAGGAUCAGGAAUGGAAUCUUAUCACUGGAGAUAAAAUAGUUGAAAUAAUUGAUAUCUCUUCAGACAUGAAAUUAUUCUCUACAGAUUGUGAAAUGAUUGUCCUCCUUUCCGCAAUUAAGGGAAAGAUUGAACUUACAUCAACCCAUCUUUGCUUCUUUGUAGAUCGACGUAACUUGUUACAAGAACUUAAUAAUAUAGAACAAGGAUCUAUAGUCGUGGAUAGUGAGAUGUUGCGUGACAAAAAAUGGUUAAUUUCUGACAUCAGAGAAAUUCAUAUGCGCAAAUAUAUGUUAAGACGGAGUGCGCUUGAAUUAUUCUUGACAGAUCAAACAAAUUAUUUUUUCAAUUUUCCAGAUCCGAGGGAUAAUAAGCGUUUAUUCAAGAAAAUCAUAUCACUUCGACCAAGUUCAAUGAUAAAUCAGGACACGAAAUCUCCAACAAAAAUAUUUCAACGCUCAAGACUAACUGAGCGAUGGAAAACUCACGAGAUAUCAAAUUUUGAAUAUCUUAUGCACUUAAAUAGCAUCGCUGGAAGAUCCUUUAAUGAUCUAACACAAUAUUUUGUGUUUCCCUGGAUUUUAAAUGAUUAUGAAUCUGAAACGAUAGAUUUGACUAAUCCUAAUAUAUAUCGUGAUUUAACAAAACCUAUUGGAGCUUUAAACCCGGACCGCUUAGAACAGUUUGUAGAACGUUACGAAAACUUUGAGGAUCCAUCAGGGCGAAUAAAAAAAUUUCUUUAUGGAACGCAUUAUUCAAGUGCCGCCACGGUAUCUUGUUAUUUGGUUCGAUUGGAACCGUUCACUUCUGUUCAUAUUUCUUUGCAAGGAGGAAGAUUCGAUCAUGCAGAUAGGCAAUUUCAUUCAAUACAAGACACAUGGAAAUCUGUUCUCACUGCAAGUGGAGAUGUUCGAGAAUUAAUUCCCGAGUUCUUCUAUCAUCCCGAAUUUCUUACGAACCAUAAUGAUUUUGAUCUUGGUGUCAGACAAGAUGGUACACAUGUAGAGAAUGUAGUGCUACCAAAGUGGGCGAAUUCUCCGGAAGAAUUCAUUCGUAUUCAUAGGGAAGCGUUAGAAUCAGAGUUUGUCUCGGAAAACCUCCAUCAUUGGAUAGAUCUUAUUUUUGGUUAUAAACAAACGGGCGAAGAAGCUGCCAAAGCAUAUAAUAUAUUUUAUUACUUAACUUAUGAAGGCGCCAUAAAUAUCGAUAGUAUUCAAGAUCCUGUUGAAAGAAAGAGUAUUGAGCAACAAAUUUAUCACUUUGGACAAACUCCGACUCAAUUAUUAACCGAACCUCAUCCAAAGCGCCUUCUCAGCAAGGACUUUUUGAAAAAAGAUCUUUUAAACUCGGAUUAUAAUCAUCAACGGUUUGUCGUUGAAUUGAAAUGUGGUCGAUUAUAUUUAGUAGAUUUGCCGAAUCCAGAUAAUGAAUUGUAUUCUAUUAAUGAUUCACAACAAGUUAUUACAAUUGACGAAAAUGGUAUAAUCGGUUGCCAUCGAGUUUUAAGGAAAUCGACUGCACCAGAGAUACCUUUCACUGUGGAAGUCGAUCCAGGUUUACAAUAUAAGAGUAAGUUGAGUAGUCCAUACUGUUUUGACGCGGUGAUCUCACCAAGAUGUUUUGCGUGCAGCAAGGAUGGAAAAGUUAUUAUUAGCGCUGGUCACUGGGAUAACACAAUAAAGGUAUCCUUAACCGAGACGGGGCGAACCAUCGAUAGUAUUUCAGGACAUGAUGAUAUCCUUUUGAUAAGUGAAAAUGGAAGAAUCAUUGUCACGGGAACUAAAAGUUCAAAUUUGUUAUCAUGGAAAGUCAAUUUGACACAUGAUAAUGAAUUUUUGAAUAUUGAGCACACACCGAUACAUUCAUUCUACGGCCACGAUGAUGAGAUUACGUGCGUCGUCGUUAAUGCAGAACAUGAUAUUUUAAUAAGUGGAUCAAAGGAUGGAACGUGCAUAGUGCACUCGCUACAAAAUGCUCAUUAUAUUCGAACCUUGCGACCCAUAAAUGAUCCAGAUGCUACAGUAGAAUUUGUUUGUAUUUCCAUGGAUGCAAACAUUGAUGAAUAUUAUCUUCAUACCUAUAGUGUAAAUGGAAAGUUACUUAAUUCUAUUGAGAUAACCAAUCGAUUAAAUCAUAUGAUUUCUGCAUCGGAUAAAAAUGUUAUACUUACGGCUAAUGAAGAAGGACAAAUCUGUGUAUAUUUUGCCCUUAGUCAUGAAUUUAAUGUACCAUUGGUUGGUAGAUGUAUUAGGUUAGGUGGUAAUAAUAGACAAUUAUGGGUAGCAGGAGAUGAGGGUAAACUAUUCAUUCUUUCACAUAAUGCUGCACAUUACGACAAGUUAAUUUAA
This is a messenger RNA of Funneliformis mosseae, 6540 nucleotides long. NCBI's taxonomy places the organism in Eukaryota, Fungi, Glomeromycota, Glomeromycetes, Glomerales, Glomeraceae. The record is from the annotation of a GenBank genome assembly.